Messenger RNA from Zasmidium cellare ATCC 36951, 1911 nucleotides. RefSeq lists its product as uncharacterized. The record is from RefSeq and is a predicted model, not a curated record. The coding region runs from base 1 to 1911 and encodes 636 amino acids. Lineage: Eukaryota; Fungi; Ascomycota; Dothideomycetes; Mycosphaerellales; Mycosphaerellaceae. The transcript has a single exon.
AUGGACCACAUAGCUGACGAGAAUGGACAACGACUCAAGUUGCGGAUACCAUACACUGCUAAAGGACUACAAUAUGACGGGAAAGGCUGGGGAACUUUCCCGGAACGAGCCGGCUACCCUUGGCUCGUAGGACUUGUGACUGUGCAAGAUAUGAAUGACCAUUUCUCGCAGGAGGCCGAAGCCGAUCUGCAAGCUUUUGCUCAGGCCUGGAUGUAUUUCGGAGUCCUGAAAGAAGUCCUGAAGAACGCUUACCGCGAAGAGGAUUACAUUUUAGCGGGUGAAGACGACGGCACUGCCUUCCUCACUACCAAAGGCACUCGCCAAUGGCAAUACAACGGCGAAGAUUACGGUGGUCCUCUAGAUGUCGGGAAACUCCGUGGCCAGGAAAAGAUUGACCUUGGUCAAGCUGCGACAACCCUGAAGGAGGCGCUCAAGAUGAGUGAGUUGUGGGACAGAUUCGCCAUUGGAAAGCGUCCUCUCUGGGCGGAGCUUUUACUAUCUUUUAAGCUCGUCAUAGAGCUGCUCGCCUGUGUGCCGCUGGGUAUGCCCAGGAAGACUGAGUUUUUGGGGGAUCUGAACCUCACUGCUAAAUCAGGUCCUGCCGCAGACCUUGUCCGUUCCAGUCUGUUGAAAGACAACAAAGUGUGGUGUUGGCAUCAGGUGGACGCUCUUUGCACCACUGUCUCAUACAGCACCCUGGUUUACCUGACUGGUCUAACACGUUGGGAUCGCGGCCUCGACCAUUCGCAAUGCCUGGAAACCAACCAUUGCAUCGCGUACAACAUCGCUGUGGGCGACGACUUUCACACUGCGCAUGUGGAAAAAGAAUGCAAAUGCCAGCAUGUGGAAGCAUCUCGUUCUGAACGUGUACAGAUACUGGAGCGCGGCGGUAUUCCCGUCCUAGAAUGCGAAGAAAGCAAGACGGAGAACCUCCAACUUCGUUUCGUCGCGGCAUCACCGCACGUUGACUACACCGCCAUAUCGCAUCUUUGGGCGGACGGCCUGGGCAAUCCUUUCGGCAACACUCUUCCUCGCUGUCAACUGAUGCGUUUGAUCGAAAUCGUGCGGGCGACGAAUGAGUCCGAGCUUUCAUUCUGGUCUUGGUUCCCACGCACCACUCCAGUACGCAUAUGGCUUGACAUAUACUGCGUUCCCGCACAAGUAUCCUCAACAGAACAGGGCCACGAUCGCCGAUCACCCGAAGAGCAACAGCAGGAUGUGAGACCCAAGCGAAUGGCUAUUGCUCGGAUGGACGUGACGUAUGCUUGGGCAAGUUACGUACUAGCCCUCGAUCAAGAGUUGAUACACAGCAUCGAACGUGGAGGCUCUGAGAGUGCCCAGCAGAGUAAAUCUUCCGCCCGUGAGCAUGAUCCGAAUCGCACAAACAUGAAGACGACAGCAUACAUGGCUAUCAGUGCCUGGAACACCCGCUGCUGGACCUUCCAAGAACACGUUCUCGCACGACGAACAAUACUUCAAGGACUUCACGCUCAGGUGCAAUACUCUGAGACACUGGAAGGCUACCUAACCGAUCGCGGUAUACAGCUCGACUUUCACAGGAUGUUAAGCCGACAAGCCGUCAUCAGCGGAGUACCUUCCUCAGAGCGACUGCUGAGGACACGCACGCUCUGGUUUGCGCUUCUGGUUUCCUGGCUUUUCCUGCUUCGCAGUCGUCGUACCAAACGCAAGACUCCUCUCAAGAUUACUACAACCGACAAUCAGUUCUCCCGAGCCUGGAACUGCUUCUAUGGCCGGACCACCACGCAGUGGGAAGACAUGAUCGUGGUACUGACUAAUCUUAUGGAUCUGAGUGCCGGACAUGUGCUGCAAUUGGGCUCUGGUGCGCAGAUGAAAUCGCUGCUCUCCACGCAGCAGAGCCUGCCGUUGUCAUUGCUGCUGGUGGAAAUGUAA